Eubalaena glacialis (North Atlantic right whale) is the source of this 1336-nucleotide messenger RNA. It is a transcript of the gene LRMDA, whose product is annotated as leucine rich melanocyte differentiation associated. Gene Ontology annotation, biological process: melanocyte differentiation. Bases 196 to 876 code for a protein of 226 amino acids. Lineage: Eukaryota; Metazoa; Chordata; Mammalia; Artiodactyla; Balaenidae. The record is from RefSeq and is a predicted model, not a curated record. Gene Ontology annotation, molecular function: protein binding. The transcript is spliced from 11 exons.
CGAGGGCCGGCCCAGGGCGGGCGGCGGGCGCACAGCUGAGCCGAGGUUCCGACGCCCGGCCCGCGCCUCGGGCUUCCGCCAAGUCAGCUGACCACCCAGUGCGGAACUAACAGCCGGCCCGAGCUGCCCGCCGCCGCCGCUGCUGCGCUCCUACUCCGCGCUCCGCGCUCGGUACAGCGCGCUUGCCCCGUCGCCAUGGCUGGGCUUGUGGUCAGUGGAGCUCAAGUGUCCUACAUAGGCCAGGACUGCAGAGAGAUUCCAGAGCACCUCGGCAGGGACUGUGGACAUUUUGCAAAGAGGCUUGAUCUGAGCUUUAACCUUCUGAGGUCACUGGAAGGACUGAGCGCGUUCGGGAGCCUGGAGGAACUCAUCUUGGACAACAAUCUGCUCGGGGAUGACCUUGUGUUGCCAGGGUUACCCAGGCUCCACACCUUAACCCUCAACAAGAACCAAAUCACUGACUUGGAGUGUCUGCUUGAUCACCUGGCAGAAGUGACACCAGCUCUGGAGUACCUCAGCCUGCUGGGAAAUGUGGCAUGUCCCAACGAGCUAGUCAGCCUGGAAAAGGAUGAGGAGGACUACAAGAGAUACAGAUGCUUUGUUCUGCACAAGCUGCCCAAUUUGAAGUUUCUGGAUGCUCGUAAAGUAACCAAACAAGAACGAGAGGAAGCUUUGGUCAGAGGGGCGUUCAUGAAGGUGGUGAAGCCCAAGGCCUCCAGUGACAGCGUUGCCGCCUCUCCGAAGAGCCGCUACACACCCCUGCCUUCUGCUUCCAGGGAACUCACCAGUCACCGAGGUAUCCUGGGGAAGUGUCGCUAUGUUUACUAUGGGAAAAACUCAGAGGGCAACAGGUUUAUCCGCGAUGACCAGCUCUGAAGCAACAGAAACAUGAGGUCGGUCCAGCCUGAGGCAGUUUCUCCAAGAGAGGAUGGAGGAAGGACUGCUAAGUGAUUGGAAGUCUGACUUGCCUUUCAUGUCAGAAGAUGACUUCACCUUUUGGAAACAACAAACCCUCUGUGGUACCUCAGUGGGAUCAUUAGUGCUAUGAAGACUGAAGCCCAUAUGAACAUUUGAGUACGGAUCUUUCAACAGACCUAUGUUUUCAUUUCCUUAGAAUAAGUACUCAGAAGUGGGAAUGCUGGACCAGCGGUAAAGGAAGAAAAAUUCCUCAACCUGAUGAAAAACUUACAGCUGACAUCAUCCAUAAGGCUGAAUGCUUUAUGUCCAUGAUUGAUAGGAAAGAAACAAGGAUGUCUGCUCUCACCAGCUCAAUUAUUUAAUUUUGUGUGGGAGAUCUUAACUAGUGCAAUAAGAAUCCCAUUUCUCAUUUCCUCAA